GGUCGAGAUCAUCCAGGUUCCUCUUCCCUGCCGAUUCCACGGGCCUCGUCUGCUCGCUGUCUGUGCGGCGGGCGUACUUCCACGAGAGGCGGAAACUACCGUUUUGUCGCGCAAACUCAUCCCCCGUAAGGAUUCGGUUGCUAGAAAAGCCGCCUUUCUGGUGAAUCCGUCCCAUAUCCGGCAGCUGGGCCUCUGUGGGACCCGGCUCGCAUUCCCUUCCCCGGCUCGGUUAGACUUUCCAUUUGGGGCUCGUGUUUGGGCAUUAUAAAGGAUACCGGCCAUGGGAGACCCCUUGUGUUGCCCACGCAUUCUUCCCUUUCCUUCAUCAGUUCAUCGUCCGUAAGAUGGCGUUCUAAAGAGGUUCGAACACUAAAGCUAUUCGUUGUUUGCUGGAGGCGCAGGAAGUUAAUGUGCAAUGGUAGCUGUCACCUUCUCGUUCUGCUCGCAGUUGCUGGGCCUACGCGGUCGCCACCUGACCCCACCGUUCCGGUUCCCUUCCGCCGUCGCCGCGUCCUGUCACAAAGGAAUCCAAUUUCCCAUCAUCUCUUCGUUAGCUCCCUCAACCAAACGCUCGGCCGUCUCACAUUCCUCCUCGGAGGAAACAGUUGAAAAAGAUGAGGCAUUUAAGUUCGCGGAGGCUGCCAAAGUUGGCAAUUUGGUGCCCCUUCGCCGUUGCAUUUUCAGUGACCAGCUGACGCCGGUUGUGGCCUAUCGUUGUCUUGUGAAGGAGGAUGACUUUGAAGCACCAAGCUUUCUAUUUGAGUCAGUGGAGCAAGGUUCCCGGGGGAAUAAUGUGGGACGUUAUAGUGUUGUUGGAGCUCAUCCAGCAAUGGAGAUUGUGGCCAGGGAGAACAUGGUAUCUGUUAUGGAUCAUGAGGAAGAGCGAAUGACAGAGGAGAUUGUUGAUGAUCCCAUGCGAAUCCCCAAGAGUAUCAUGGAGGGUUGGAGCCCACAGACCAUUGAUGAAUUUCCUGAUGCUUUUUGUGGUGGAUGGGUCGGCUACUUUUCCUAUGAUACCAUGCGAUAUCUAGAGAAGAAAAAGCUUCCAUUCUCAGGUUCUCCCAAGGAUGAUAGAAACCUUCCAGAUAUCCAUUUAGGACUGUACAAUGAUGUUAUAGUGUUUGACCAUGUGGAAAAGAAAGCACAUGUGAUUCAUUGGGUAAGAUUAGACCGAUACUCCUCGAUCGAAGAAGCCUAUCAAGAUGGGAAGAGUCAUUUGGAAGCUUUUCUAUCCAAGGUGCACACCGGGAAAGUGCCCAGGUUAUCUGCUGGAUCUAUUAAAGUCCAUACAAAUACUUUUGGCCCUUCUUUAACAAAGUCAUCAAUGACAAAUGAAGAAUACAAGAAGGCAGUUUUGCAGGCAAAGGAACACAUCUUUGCUGGCGAUAUUUUUCAGAUUGUUUUAAGCCAGCGUUUUGAGCGGCGCACAUAUGCAUCUCCAUUUGAAGUAUAUCGCUCACUGAGAAUUGUGAAUCCAAGUCCAUACAUGGCCUACAUACAGGCAAGAGGAUGCGUUCUUGUAGCAUCCAGCCCUGAAAUUCUUACUCGUGUAAAGAAGAGGAAAAUUAUUAAUCGACCUCUUGCUGGGACAAUUAGAAGAGGAACAACAGAGGAGGAGGAUAAAUCAAAUGAACAACAGCUACUAAGCGAUGAAAAGCAACGUGCAGAGCAUAUCAUGCUUGUAGAUUUGGGAAGAAAUGAUGUUGGAAGGGUAUCAAAACCUGGAUCGGUAAAGGUGGAAAAACUAAUGAAUAUCGAGAGAUACUCCCAUGUGAUGCACAUCAGUUCGACGGUAAUUGGAGAGUUAUUUGAUCAUCUGACUUGCUGGGAUGCUCUCCGAGCUGCAUUGCCUGUCGGAACAGUCAGUGGAGCUCCAAAGGUAAGAGCCAUGGAGUUAAUUGAUCAAUUGGAAUUCACACGACGAGGACCGUACAGUGGUGGCUUUGGAGGAAUCUCAUUUACCGGCGACAUGGACAUUGCAAUUGCUCUUCGGACCAUAUUAUUCUUGACUGGGAGCCAGUACAACACUAUGUACUCAUACAAGGAUCCCAAGAGGCGCCAAGAAUGGGUGGCACACCUUCAAGCUGGAGCAGGCAUUGUAGCAGACAGCAACCCUGAUGAUGAGCUGAAAGAAUGUGAGAACAAAGCUGCAGCCCUUUCUCGCGCCAUUGAUCUCGCGGAGUCUACAUUCGUCGAAAAAUUGUAGGCUCGUAACAGAAGAUUUACCAGAUAACUCAUUUCAGAAUCAUGUUCAAUGCUUUGGUUUCCUCAGGGAAAGUUCAAAAUCUCUCUUUGUAAGGACACUUCGACCUCAAUAAUUCACAACUAAUUACUACUUA
Molecule: messenger RNA, 2339 nt
Organism: Zingiber officinale
Lineage: Eukaryota; Viridiplantae; Streptophyta; Magnoliopsida; Zingiberales; Zingiberaceae
Product: anthranilate synthase alpha subunit 1, chloroplastic-like
Exons: 12
Coding region: 416-2206 (596 amino acids)
Biological process (GO): L-tryptophan biosynthetic process
Molecular function (GO): anthranilate synthase activity
Source: RefSeq, a predicted model, not a curated record